GCCGGAGGUGAGCCACCCAAAAUGUAAAGUGAUAACUAAUGUCUAAUUGUCCAUUUAAGCCGCGGAGUAAAAUGGAAAAUCGAGCGAAACAUAUUUAAUGUGCAUUGAUUCUACUUGGUGCGUUGCAUCUUUACUUCUUCCAUCUUUCAACGUAUAUUCUCAUUCUCACACCUUUAAUACCACAUUACUUUCCAACACAAAACAAAACGCCCGAACAGAGUACAACAAUAGAAUACAAGAAAUGGCGAAAUCACCUGAAACCGAACUUCCGAUCAAAGCUCUUGGCUGGGCUGCUACUGACACUUCUGGCAUUCUCUCUCCAUUCCAAUUCUCCAGAAGGGAAAAUGGAGAAGAUGAUGUUGCGAUCAAGAUUCUGUUUUGUGGCGUUUGUCAUUCUGAUUUGCACACUAUCAAGAACGAUUGGGGUUUCACUACUUACCCUGUUGUUCCCGGGCAUGAGAUUGUUGGCAUUGUGACAAAAGUGGGAAACAAUGUGAAAAAAUUCCGUGUGGGGGAUAAAGUUGGUGUUGGUGUAAUGGUGGAAUCUUGUCAAACUUGUGAGAAUUGCCAGCAGGAUCUAGAGAAUCACUGUCCUAAAACUGUGUAUACCUAUAACUCUCCUUAUAAAGGAACAAGAACCCAGGGAGGCUAUUCUGAUUCAGUGGUUGUUCACCAGCGCUAUGUACUCCAGUUUCCGGACAACUUACCCCUUGAUGCUGGUGCUCCACUAUUGUGUGCUGGGAUCACCGUGUAUAGCCCGAUGAUAUAUUAUGGCAUGACUCAGCCAGGCAAACAUUUGGGAGUGGCUGGGCUUGGUGGGUUAGGUCAUGUUGCAAUCAAAAUUGGCAAAGCAUUUGGGCUGAAGGUUACUGUCAUUAGUACCUCUCCCGACAAGGAAAGAGAGGCCAUUGACAAACUUGGUGCUGAUGCUUUCCUUGUUUCCAGUGAUUCAGAAAAACUGAAGGCUGCUAGGGGAACCAUAGAUUAUAUCAUAGACACAAUUUCUGCUGUUCAUCCCCUGUUGCCACUGCUUGGCCUGUUGAAGCUGAAUGGAAAACUGAUCAAUGUGGGGUUGCCUAGCAAGCCCCUUGAGCUCCCCGUCUUUCCAUUAGUUGGAGGACGUAAGUUUAUAGGAGGGAGCAACUUCGGCGGGAUCAAGGAGACUCAGGAGAUGCUAGAUUUCUGCGCCAAGCACAACAUAACUGCUGAUAUUGAGCUGAUUAGGAUGGACCAAAUCAACACAGCAAUGGAAAGGCUUAGCAAAGCUGAUGUCAAAUAUCGAUUUGUGAUCGAUGUGGCCAACUCUUUCUCAAGUUUGUAGAGUUGAUAUCAACUUGGUUCUUCAACACUUCCUUAUAUGCUCAGGAUUUUUGAAUUUGCAUGUUGUUUCAUCUUCGCAGUGUUUUAGACUAAGUGCGUUUAAUCUAGUUAUAUUUUAUAUUAAAACUUAUCUUCAAAUUAAAGCUAAAAAUAAGAGCUUUUAAAAAUAAAGUUAGG
Messenger RNA from Vicia villosa (hairy vetch), 1497 nucleotides. RefSeq names its product probable mannitol dehydrogenase. The record is from RefSeq and is a predicted model, not a curated record. Lineage: Eukaryota; Viridiplantae; Streptophyta; Magnoliopsida; Fabales; Fabaceae. Gene Ontology annotation, biological process: lignin biosynthetic process. The transcript is spliced from 5 exons. Gene Ontology annotation, molecular function: cinnamyl-alcohol dehydrogenase activity; zinc ion binding. Bases 98 to 1321 code for a protein of 407 amino acids.